Messenger RNA from Megalops cyprinoides (Indo-Pacific tarpon), 975 nucleotides. Its product is annotated as mitochondrial amidoxime-reducing component 1-like. NCBI's taxonomy places the organism in Eukaryota, Metazoa, Chordata, Actinopteri, Elopiformes, Megalopidae. Gene Ontology annotation, biological process: nitrate metabolic process. The coding region runs from base 1 to 975 and encodes 324 amino acids. Gene Ontology annotation, molecular function: molybdenum ion binding; nitrate reductase activity; molybdopterin cofactor binding. The record is from RefSeq and is a predicted model, not a curated record. The transcript is spliced from 7 exons. Gene Ontology annotation, cellular component: mitochondrial inner membrane.
AUGAAUUUCAAAGACGUUGUGGUAAACGCAUUCAGGCAAACUAAGAAAGCGCUUCUCUGUGCUGUAGGAUGUAUUUUUGCGUACCUUGGGUUGGGAUUUGGAUAUAAAUACUUACUGAAACCCAAAAAAGUUACUCAUGUAGGAGUUGUGUCGCAACUUAUUAUCCAUCCCCUUAAAUCUGGGAAAGGACUAAGCGUGACCACCGCCGAAUGCUGGGAAAUGGGUUUGAAAUACGGUGAGCUCAAGGACCGACACUGGCUUGUGAUCACAGAAGAUGGCCACCAGGUGACGGGCCUGCAGGAGCCACGUUUGGUGUUGGUGUCAAUGACCAUUGAAGGGGGAGAACUAUGUCUGAAUGGCCCUGGCAUGGAAGAGCAAAGGAUCCCCCUCCAACAGCCUGGCAACGCUGUGGCAAACUGCAGGGUGUGGAGAACAGAUGUUCAGGGCAGGGACUGUGGUGACCAGGCUUCUCUCUGGAUUUCACGCUUUCUGGACUCCGGCAAGACUUUCCGCUUGGUGCAGUUUGAGUCCCAUAUGAAACCCAGGAGACCUACGGAGAACAUGGCCCAACGGGUGGCGUACUCUGACAUUGGCGCAGUCAUGCUGCUGUCUGAGGCCUCGGUGACAGACUUGAACACCAGACUGGAGCGGGAUGUCACCGUGGCUCAGUUCAGACCAAAUGUGGUUGUGAGUGACUGUGCAGCCUAUGCAGAGGACUCCUGGGAUGAGAUUCAGAUUGGCAACGUGCGACUCUCUUGGGUGAUGUCCUGUGGCAGGUGUAAUUUUACCAAGGUGAACGCUGAGACAGCAAUCGUGGACAGUAAGCAGCCUUUGGAAGCUCUCAAGAGUUACCGUCUGUGUGACCCAUCGGAGAAGCACAUCUAUAAAAGCUCCCCGCUGUUUGGGCAAUACUACAGAGUCAGCAGAUGUGGAGUUCUCAAGGUUGGAGAUCCUGUUUACAGAAUAAGUUACUGA